This is a messenger RNA of Racocetra persica, 195 nucleotides long. Lineage: Eukaryota; Fungi; Glomeromycota; Glomeromycetes; Diversisporales; Gigasporaceae. The record is from the annotation of a GenBank genome assembly.
AUCAAGAAUUAUGACAAUGUAACCACUGGAGCGGAGAAACUUGUUGAACUUGCUGAAGAAUUAGGAUCUGAAGACAAUAUAACUGCGAUGGUGAUACGACUACCUGCAUGGGGAACUAAAAUGCCGGAUCACACAAAAGCUUUAAGAAAGUACAGACUUGAAAAUGACAAACCCGCAAUGAAACGACGUGUAUAA